GUUGAUAUUUGAGAAAAUUUGAGCGUGUCUGCGCGUAUUUGCGGUGCGUGAAAAUUAUUUAAAACUAACAAAUAUGUAGUGAAAUCAUCGAAAAUAAGCAACGCACAUCUUAGCUGGGCCACUGUGCUUUGAGUUUGCCAAAAAUAAAUAAAUAAAAAUGUUGCUUUCGUAACGCGUACUCAGUGUGCAACUUUCCACCAAAGAAAAAGAAAAUUAUAUCCUUGCCCACGCAGGAUAGGCGUGCGAAGCAAACAGGAGAAUAAUACCAAGCCGAAAGCAAUUUGCCGCAGUCACAACAGUGAAUACAAAUUGAAACAAAUCUCUGUAAGAAAUGCAUUUGUGAUUAAAAUAAGUGAAAUGUGCAGCAUGCAACAACGCGUUGUAAAGUAAGAGGCAAGCAGAGGAAGAACAAACAAAACCAAACAGCACAAGCUCACAAACGCAACGUGAGCGAGCGAGCGAGUGAGCGAGGGCUAAAGCUAGCAAGAGAAAGAGAGCAAACACUGUGCACCGCCGUCGCCAGCGUCAGCGUCGGCGUCGGCGUCGCGUCUGCCGCUCACAACAAAUUAUCGUUUAAUUUCUUUCGUUUUUGCACAAACCCAAAGCGGGUGACUUUUAUGCCUUCUGUGCAAGCGUCGUUGCAGCCACCACCAACCACCCGCGAGCGCCUCUUAUCAGCCAUUGAUAACUGACGCCAGCAGAGAGGUCACCGCUCUGUGUCAUGUUUAGCUAAAGACAGCAGACUUUGCUUAAACUUAACACAAGGACAACGCACCGCAGUGUAAAUACUCGAAAGCUGGGAGUUGUCCAAUAGACGACGACGUCAACAACAAUGUCUAAGCACACAGACAACGAUAAUCUGCGCAAUGACAUCUACGAGAAUCUGCCCUGUCAGGCCAUGUAUAAUGAAUCCGUGCGCAAAAUGCAGCAUCAGCACCAACAACAGCAACAUCCUCAGAAGUCCUCACAGGCUGGCGGGCAGCAGUCGGUGAACCAUUUCGGCAACAGUAAUCCAAAUGCCAACUCCAACUCCAACUCCAGCUCGUUAGGCAACUGCAAUUCGGUGUCAGGAAACAACAAACAGCAUCACGCUGUCACUGGCAACAUGCCCAAGGAGAUGCUCUAUGCGACGCCGCUGCGUAAAUCGGAUCGUUACAAGAGCAGCGAACGCAGUCGCCAUGGUGUGGCCAUGGAAGCAGCCUCGUCUGACGCCAAGCUGUCCAAUUUGCGAGACUCGAAUCGGCUGGCCAGCGUGCGGAAUGGUAAUCCCGUGCCGGUCACCGAUUUGGAUGCCAAUGAUGAGGAGGAGCACGUGGAACGUGAAACGGAUGCAAAUGCAUCCACAAGUGCGCUGGUCGGCGGCUCCAAGUACAACAAUCAGCCGGCCUCGUUGGGUGGCAGCGGUACACCCAAUCAGCAGCUGGAGGAUCGACGCAUACUCAACUUUCUGAAGGACACCACGCAGGUGCACAAGAAGCUGGAGAUUAGCGGCCGCGACUGUCCCAAUGCCAGCUUCUCGAAUUUGGCGCGCGAGGAGCAUUUUGCCAAUCUGGUGCAACAGAAUUUCGCACUGGAGCUGGCGCCAACCAAUGGCGGCGCCAUCAGUUCCGCUCCCGAAGAGGAUGGCCUGGAGCUCGACAAGCAGCUGCAGCCGGCCCCUGAGACAGCCGCCAACUUGGAGUCGUUGAUGCAGCGCAAGCACUCGCCGGAUAAGGAAGUCAACGGCCUGGCGCCACUGGAGCCCAGCAAUCAUCGCAUUGUGAGCACCGUCUAUAUACAUCGGGAGUGGGUGCUCAAGAAGAUUGCCCUCUGCCUGGAGCAGCGCACGGCUGGCAAGAAGCCUAUGCCGGCUGCACUUGGCGCUGCCAGUGCCGGUUAUGUGUCGGCGCGCGCCAAGGCGGCGGCCAUAUCCAGCUCCAGCUAUAAUGGGUGCCUGGUGCUGGGUUCAAAUGGCUCUGGAAAGACCUCUAUUUGCCAGGCCAUCAUGAAGGGCAACUCCGGCACCAAGGGUAUACUCAAUCGCAAGCUGCUGGCCUGCUAUCUGAUCGAGUCGCAGAAUCCUGAGUGCCACAGCCUGUCGCUCUUUAUGCGCAAGAUUGUGCUGCAGCUGCUCAGCCAUGCCUCGCUAAUAAGCCGGGACGAUAGCCAGAAGAUCAUCGACGAGGGCUUCUCCUUUCUGCGCGAGGAAGCCCAACAGCAGGAGUCUAAGUUGGACGAGGCAAUGAACAAUAUCACGCUCAGCGAGAACGCCGAGGAACUGCUCAUCGAGGAGCUUAAGCGUGGCGCAAGCGAAUGCGAUACCAAGGAGCUGGACAAUUUUCAAAUCCGACGCACUUCGACCACUCAGAAGCCGGCAAAGUCCAAUCUAACGCGACAGCAAUCGGAGCCGGCGCCAGCACAGUGUCUGCUAUCACCCGACCUAUCGGAUCUGACGGAGAAACCCGCCACCAACAACUAUGGCACACAUCCGCCCAAGCGUGGCGGCAGUGCUGCAGUUCAGGAGCGCGGCGAACAGGACAAGGAUACGGGCAGCGAAAAGGAACAGAAGCAAAUUCGUGAGCAGAAAGAGAAGGAAAAGGAGGUGCCCAAAAGCAGUCCCGUCAAGUCCAAGUCCAAGAUACCCGUCAAGCGCGGUCGUACCGGCAGCGGCGUCUCCUCGCCGGCCAAGCAGGUCACGGCCACAGCUGUCAACAGCAAUAGCCAGGCCAUACAGCAGGGCGGCGGCGAGGAUAUUGCCGAUUUGGUUAGCGAGCAGCUAAAGAGUGAGAUUGAGGCGGCCAUCAAGGAUGACAAGCUGGAGAAGCACAACGAAGACAAGCCCGAGGCGGACAAGGAUUUAACAGAUGAGCAGCCGCAGGAGAAGGCGUCGCAGCAGGAAACAACAAAUGAGGAGCCGGAAAAGUCAGAGGCGGAGCUGCUCAUUGACUUUGGUGCCAGUGCGGAGCGUGUGGAGCUACCCAAGGAGGACGCACAUACCACAACAAACAUAAUACCGCCUGUGCCUGGCGAAAAGCCAAAGAUUAGGAACAGCAGCAACACAUUGCCGCCACCGCUGCCCAAGACAAAGAGUUGCCGCACCAUCAUUGCCGAUGGCUAUUACGAGCUGCUGAUGUCCAAUCCGGAGAUUCUCGAGUGCCUCAGCGUUGACAGCAUUGAGAAGAAUCCCGAUGAGUGUUUCAAGAAGGCGCUGCUCUUCCCACUGCUCGAGCUAACGCCGCCAAAGACCGCGUUGCUGCUGCUCAUCGAUUCCAUCGAUGAGAACUACAUCAAUGAGGGCAAUUUGAUAUCCACGCUUAAGGGUGGCCGCGGCACGGUGACCAGCCACAAGAGUCGCAACGUGGCCGAGCUACUCUCGAACCACAUACACCUCUUUCCCAAGUGGCUGUUCCUCGUUUGCACCACCAAGAAGCAGACGAAGCAAAUAACUAGAAUGUUUACGGGCUUUAAGAAGAUAACGCUGGAUGAUUUGCGCAAAUCGCACGUGGUCAAGGAUGUGCAGGAGUAUAUCAUAAAUCGUUUAAAUUCCGAUUUCAAGGACAGCAUCAUGUUGACCAAGGAGAUCAUCGAGUCGCUCCAUCAGCUCUACAUCAAAUCAAAUGGCUGCAUAUUGUACCUAGAGAAGGUGCUGCACGGCAUCAAGGACAACUUUUUCAGCUUUCGCGAAAUCAAGCUAAUACCAUGCACCCUGAACGGCCUGUACUUGUACAUCUGCCAAAAGUCCUUCAACAAGAAGCAGUACAUGAAGAUACGGCCGCUACUCAACGUGCUGCUCGCCUCCUCCGGUUACGUGGACAAGCUCUUCCUCUUCAAUUGUCUGCGCACACACAACUACACCAUCGAUUGCCAGGAGUUCGAGAAGCGUUUGCAGCUCAUGCGCAACAUUUUGGCCUAUGAUGCGAAUGCGCAACGGCUGAAGAUUUUCCACAACUCUUUCGCGGAUUGGCUGGUGGAUGUGAAGUUCGCCACCAAAAAGUUCAUCUGCGAUGUGAACGAGGGCCAUGUCAUGAUCUCCAUGUACUACCUGCUGGUGGCGGAUACGCUGUGCGCCAACACGGUGCGCCGCUUCGCCUAUCAUCUAAUUAAGUCCGGCGAGUACUUGACCAGCCGGCACAUCGAUCUGGAUCUCAUCUUGAUGCUGCUAGAGUCUCGCCUGAACCUGAGCGAUUGCUUCUAUACAAAUCAUUUUAACUGUUGCGCCCAGUGCGAGCACGACUUCAAGAAUGAUGUCAACUUUUUGGCCAAGACACGCUCCAUGCUGGAGCGUUUUCUGACCAACGAGCUGAGCGAACCGUUUGCGCAGUUCCUCUGCGAUUUCUUCAAGCCCAGUCUGCCGACAGAUGCCAAGAUGCUGAAGCUGCUGAUCGAGACGGGCAUCAAUAAUGCCGACACACAAAACUCCUGCGAGUCGUCGCUAAUGUCGCCGGAGCUGUCGGAGAAGUCACAGAACAUUGACUUUGAGCUGGCCGAUCUGCUGCUGUCCAGCGAGAAGAGCUGCCUGCUGGAGACGCAGCGCACGAUCAGCCCCUCGGAGCAGAGUGAACCGCCGCAUGAGAGCCAGGACGAGAAUGCCUCGAGCACGCUGCAUCAGCUCUCCGAUUCGCAUCACAUUGAGCUACACAAGGGCAAAGCCCUGAUCCAUAUACUUGCCAACGAUGGCAACCAUCAGCUGCUGGAGCGCGCUCUAAAUGCCUGCAAGAGUCCCAUUGAUCUUGAGAUAGAGGAUUAUAACGGCCAGACAGCUCUCAACAUUGCCUCGAGAAACGGCCACCUGGAGGUGGUCAAGCUGUUGCUUAGCUUCUCGCAGCCCUGCAACGAUGGCACCGGCCGCAUGAAGCGUGUGGAUGUUAACCAUGCGGAUCGCGAUGGAUGGACACCAUUGCGUUCCGCCUCCUGGGGCGGGCACAGUGAGGUCGUCCGACUGCUCAUUGCGCAGCCCGCAUGCAAAAUCGAUUUGGCUGACAAGGAAGGACGCACUGCGUUACGCGCCGCCGCCUGGAGUGGCCACGAGGACAUCCUGAAGCUGUUGAUUGAAUCGGGCGCGGACGUCAACUCUGUGGAUCGCCAAGGACGCACUUCCCUGAUUGCCGCCUCGUACAUGGGACACUAUGACAUUGUGGAGAUUCUACUGGAUAAUGGCGCCAAUGUUAACCACCUGGAUCUGGACGGGCGCAGCGCACUGUGUGUGGCCGCUCUCUGUGGCUCCUCGGGCUAUAGCAAGGUAAUCUCCACGUUGCUGGAUCAUGGCGCCAACACGGAUCAGCUGGACAAUGAUGGCAUGUCACCGCUACUUGUUAGCUCGUUUGAGGGCAAUGCCGAGGUCUGUGAGCUGCUGCUGGAGAAUGCCGCCGAUCCGGAUCUGGCUGACUUCAUGGGCCGCACACCGCUUUGGGCCGCCUGCACUGCUGGCCAUGCCACCGUAGUGCGACUGCUGCUCUUCUGGGGCUGCGGCAUCGAUUGCAUGGACUCCGAGGGUCGCACAGUGCUCAGCAUUGGCGCUGCUCAAGGCAAUGUGGAGACAGUGCGUCAGCUGCUGGAUCGCGGCCUGGACGAGACGCAUCGCGACAAUGCCGGCUGGACGCCAUUGCACUAUGCCGCCUUCGAGGGCUUCCAUGAGGUGUGCCUGCAGCUGCUGGACUCGGGCGCCAAGAUCGAUGAGUGCGAUAAUGAGGGCAAGACGGCGCUGCAUUUGGCCGCCCAAGAGGGACGCCUGCGCUGCGUACAGACCCUGCUUGACAUACACUCCAGCUUUGUGGAUCAGAAGGCGCACGAUGGCAAGACCGCUUUCCGUCUGGCCUGCCUAGAGGGUCACAUGGACACGGUGGAGUUCUUAUUGAAGUUCUGCUGCGAUGUCAACUCCAAGGACGCCGACUCGCGCACCACCCUUUAUAUUUUGGCACUCGAGAACAAGCUGGACAUUGUCAAGUACCUGCUGGACAUGACCAAUGUGGAUGUUAACAUUCCCGAUAGCGAGGGACGCACUGCGCUGCAUGUAGCAGCCUGGCAGGGUCAUGCCGACAUGGUGAAGACGCUUAUCGAGGCUGGCGCCGAUGUCAACUCAAUGGACCUGGAAGCGCGCACACCGCUGCACUCGUGUGCCUGGCAGGGCAAUCAUGAUGUCAUGAAUAUACUGCUCUACUAUGGCGCCCUGGCGGACCAUGCGUGCAAGCAGGGCGCCACAGCGCUAGGUAUCUCCGCACAGGAGGGUCACGAGAAGUGUGUCAUUGCGCUGCUGCAGUUCGGAGCCAAUCCCUACAAAUCGGAUCACUGCGGGCGCACGCCCAUUAAGCUGGCGGCCAAGUCUAGUCGCAGCAGCAUACUCAAGAUCUUUGAGAGCUAUACCAAAAAUGAAGCUAGCAAUCCCAAUGAAGCGAAAUUCCAUGCCAGCAUGCUGCGCUCUCCAGACCAGCCGCCGGCUCUGCCCCUGCACCAAAACUUAGCUCCGUAUCCGGCACACGCUUCCGCUUCCUCGGUUUGCUCAGCAGCCACCACUGCUACGGUGCACAAUGGUAGCAAUCUGCAGGCGCUGAAUGCCUCCAGCUCUACGCACAGCUCGAACAACUUCUAUCAGAACACCAUGCAAUCAGAUACGAGCAGCUUGCACAAGCGCAAGAGCGUCAUUUCUAGUCAAUCCACGGGCAGCAGCAACGAUCAGGCGCCGCUCACUUUCACUCAGCAAUUGCAGCGUCAAAGCAAGCUUAGCUCACGCAACAAUCUGAUGGUCAACUCGAAGCAUGCAUCAAGCUCGGCCGCAGCGGCUCACAAAUCCAGCAGCAAUAGUGGCGCAGGCGCCCAUCAGCGGCAUUCACAGAUGCUCCCCGAUCUCAACGAGCACCAGCUGGCAAGUAACAUGACUAAUGAGGCGGACCUAUAUGAUAUGGAAUGCAUGUCACCAUUAUACGCAACGCCUCCGCACUCGCCCAGCAGCGAGCUGAGCUCACCGGGCCAGCUGCCCGCUUUGAAUGCCUUUGUGGAUGAUGACCGUGCUGGACCUAGUGGUAGCGGUUCGAAGCCCGCCUUGCCCGAUAAUCAUUUUGCGCGGGAUACGCAUAUGCGCAUCAUUUUGGGCAAUCUAAAGGAGAAUCAGCCCAGCUCAUCGAGCAGCAAGAGCAAACGCAGCGGCGUCUCGAGCAAUCCGGCAAUGCGGCUCAUUCGCAGCCGCUUCGAUUCGGCGGCACAGCUCAUUAGACGCACCAACAACAUGCUCUCCUCUAGCAGCAAUCAGGGCUCAUCCAGCAUUGGUGUCAAGUCGGGCACCUUUCAGUGGCGCAAGGAGAGUCAAAUGUAAACCCAGGGCGACCGACACAGACAUAAACCUGCAUACUGAAUUCUACAGUAGCUCGUUUUUGACCUUAUUGAGUUUAUACUUUAUAUAAAAAGUAUUUGUUUUUUUGUGAUAGUUUCAAUUUUAGUAUACACACGUAUUAUGUAUUCUUAUUUCAUAUAUAACUAAAAAUACAUCUAGACCUAUUUGCAAGACCGUAGUUUAGGGCACGCGCAAAGUAUUAAGCUGUGUAGAUUCAUCAACGAUUAUAGAGUAUUUCAGUACAUUUUUUGGCAUGCAAUCGUAGAGAACUCCAAACAAGUAGCAUCGAAAUUAAAAAUCAACAAAAAUUAUGCUCUUCGGCAUGCCGAAAAUUAAAUACCCU
This is a messenger RNA of Drosophila montana, 7646 nucleotides long. RefSeq lists its product as uncharacterized. The coding region runs from base 833 to 7285 and encodes 2150 amino acids. NCBI's taxonomy places the organism in Eukaryota, Metazoa, Arthropoda, Insecta, Diptera, Drosophilidae. The transcript is spliced from 6 exons. The record is from RefSeq and is a predicted model, not a curated record. Gene Ontology annotation, molecular function: protein binding. Gene Ontology annotation, cellular component: ciliary inversin compartment. Gene Ontology annotation, biological process: protein localization to ciliary inversin compartment.